Molecule: messenger RNA, 1765 nt
Organism: Pelodiscus sinensis (Chinese soft-shelled turtle)
Lineage: Eukaryota; Metazoa; Chordata; Testudines; Trionychidae
Gene: LMF1
Product: lipase maturation factor 1
Biological process (GO): protein maturation
Cellular component (GO): endoplasmic reticulum membrane
Source: RefSeq, a predicted model, not a curated record
GGAGGCGGACCCAGGCGGCGGCUGGCGCAUGCUCCAGCCAUGGCUGCGCCGGGGGAGACGCUGAGGAAGAGGAGGGGGGUGGGGGGAGCCUCCAAGCCCCCCCCAGCGCCCAGCCACGAGGAGGGGGGGCAGGCGCCCCCCGCCCGCCUCCCGCUGCGCCCGGGCACCUUCUGGCUCAGCAGGAUCGUGCUCCUGCGCUGCAUUGCGCUGCUCUACUUUGUCGCUUUUUUGGUGGCUUACCAUCAAAACAAGCAGUUGAUUGGGGAGAAGGGACUGCUGCCGUGUAAGCUCUACUUGCAGAACGUUAAACGGUAUUUCAAAGGAAAGAUUAACCUGGAUUCCUUGAGCUAUGCCCCAACGAUUAUCUGGUUCCUGGACUGGUCUGAUAUGGACAGCACCCUGGACUGCCUUGCUGGCCUUGGCUUGGGAGUUGCAGCGUACGUGUUGGUCACUGGAUGUGCAAACAUGAUCCUCAUGGGCAUUCUGUGGAUUCUCUACCUCUCAUUGGUGAACGUGGGACAGAUCUGGUAUUCCUUCGGAUGGGAAUCUCAGCUUCUGGAAACGGGGUUUUUAGGAAUAUUCCUGUGCCCACUUUGGACUCUCUCCCGAUUACCUAAGUACACUCCGCCUUCACGAAUUGUGAUCUGGGGAUUUCGAUGGCUCAUUUUCAGAAUCAUGCUUGGAGCGGGCUUGAUUAAAAUCCGAGGUGAUCGCUGCUGGAGAGAGUUGACCUGUAUGGAUUACCAUUAUGAGACCCAGCCUGUACCCAACCCACUUGCCUAUUACAUGCAUCGGUCCCCAUGGUGGUUUCACCAGUUUGAGACCUUAUGCAAUCACUUCAUUGAGCUGGUGGUGCCGUUUUUUAUCUUCAUGGGACGGCGCAUGUGCAUCAUUCACGGCGUGCUACAGAUUCUCUUCCAGGUGGUCUUAAUUAUCAGUGGGAACCUGAGCUUCCUCAACUGGUUAACGAUCGUGCCUAGCGUUGCCUGUUUUGAUGACCGCUGUGUGGGAUUCCUGUUCAGCUCCAAAGAGGGACGUGUGAAGGACCAAGUGUUGAAGAUACAAGCCGAACAGGCAGCAGGACAGAGGCUUCCUUUGAGAUACGGCUGCUACGUCCGCAAAGUGGUGAAUGUCUCUUUUGGACUCCUGAUCGCCUACCUGAGUAUUCCCGUCAUUCUCAACCUGCUUAAUUCCAGACAAGUCAUGAACACCUCCUUCAACCCGCUCAGGAUAGUAAACACAUACGGCGCUUUUGGAAGCAUCACGAAGGAGAGAACCGAGGUCAUCUUCCAAGGCACGUCUAGCCUGGACCCCAAUGAUCCCACUUCGGUUUGGGAGGAGUAUGAAUUUAAAUGUAAGCCUGGGGGGUUGAAGAGAAGGCCGUGCCUUAUCACACCGUACCACUACCGUCUGGACUGGCUCAUGUGGUUUGCUGCGUUCCAGACCUACGAACAGAAUGAAUGGAUAAUCCACCUGGCUGGGAAGCUGCUGGCCAAUGAAGAGGGAGCGUUGUCACUGAUAGCACUCAAUCCAUUUCAGGGCAAGGCACCACCAAGGUGGAUCAGAGGAGAGCACUUCAAGUACAAAUUUAGCCAACCAGGAGGCAAACAUGCCAGAGAAGGGAAAUGGUGGAUUCGAAAAAAAAUCGGGCCGUACUUUCCGCCGGUCAAUCUCCAGGGGCUGAAGACGUUUUAUAAUGCGAGGGACUGGCCUUACCCAGAGCAGAAUUGACGAGAGGAAAGUAAUAAACAGUGACCAAGAGCAA